Habropoda laboriosa is the source of this 2142-nucleotide messenger RNA. RefSeq names its product putative ATP-dependent RNA helicase DHX33 (gene ath). NCBI's taxonomy places the organism in Eukaryota, Metazoa, Arthropoda, Insecta, Hymenoptera, Apidae. The coding region runs from base 61 to 2142 and encodes 693 amino acids. Gene Ontology annotation, cellular component: nucleolus; intracellular anatomical structure. The transcript has 7 exons. Gene Ontology annotation, molecular function: RNA binding; ATP binding; ATP hydrolysis activity. The record is from RefSeq and is a predicted model, not a curated record. Gene Ontology annotation, biological process: positive regulation of transcription by RNA polymerase I.
CGUGCUCGUAGCAGAGUUACGUUUGGGAAGUUUGCUGUUUCUGCUCUAAUAUUCGGCGACAUGGGGGUCCACGACAAUGCAGAUUCGAAGUACAAUGUUAUGGGAGCUUCGAGCUUUUCGAAAUUAGCACCUAAACGUCCUACUACCGUCGUGUUUAACGAUACUCCAAGCAAAAUCCAGAAACACGAGGAUGGUCAACAAAACGUUCCGAUAGAAAACGUGGACAAAGGAAGUAUUAGUUUACAACAACAAAGGAAAUCUUUACCAGUCUACAGGCUUCGGAAGCGGCUGCUCGAGGAGAUUCGCAGGAACAGCACGCUGAUCAUCAUCGGCGAAACGGGCAGCGGCAAGACCACGCAAAUUCCCCAGUUGCUUCUCUCUUCCGGUGUAGCGGGCACUUCCGGUUGCAUUGGUAUCACACAACCUCGAAGGGUGGCCGCGGUAAGCGUGGCACGCAGAGUGGCGCAAGAACAGGGGGUCGAAACCGGCAAAUUGGUCGGUUAUUGCGUACGUUUCGAGGACGUGACCUCUUCACAAACGAGAAUCAAAUAUCUGACCGAUGGAAUGAUGGUUCGCGAAGCGAUGACCGACGAGAUUCUGUCGGAUUAUUCGGUGGUUAUUCUCGACGAGGCUCACGAGAGAUCGGUGCAAACGGACGUCCUGCUCGGUGUUGUUAGACGGGCGCAGAAUUUACGAAAGCUGAAGAAUCUUCCGCUGUUGAAGUUGCUGGUGAUGUCGGCCACGAUGGACGUCGAUAAGUUCACCAAGUAUUUCCAAGCACCGGCUGUCUACUUAGAGGGUCGCCAGCAUCCGGUGAAGAUUUAUCACGCCGUCAAGACGCAGGAAGAUUACGCGUUCUCCGCUCUUGUUACCGCUUUCCAGAUUCAUCGCGACAACCCUGCCAACGAGGAUAUUCUGGUCUUCUUAACCGGCCAGGAAGAAAUAGAAGCUGCUGUAGUGAGCGCUAGGCAAGUAGCUAAACAACUGGACGGACAGGGCUAUCCACCGUUGAAGGUUUUUCCAUUGUAUUCAGCUUUACCGACGCAUCAGCAACUGGAGGCAUUUAAACCAUCCCCCCCUGGUAUGCGGAAGCUCAUUUUGUCGACGAACGUGGCGGAAACCUCCGUCACAAUUGGCGGAAUUCGACAUGUGAUCGACACCGGGGUGGUCAAAGCGAGAACUCAUCACCCGACCACCGGAUUGGAUGUACUCAGGGUGGAAAAAGUCUCAAAGGCACAGGCCUGGCAGAGGACAGGCAGAGCUGGCCGAGAAGCGGCCGGCAAAUGUUACAGAAUCUACACCAAGGAGGAUUUCGAGAGGAUGAUGGAGAUGCCGGUGCCUGAGAUACAAAGGUGUUCCCUCGCGGGAGUAGCCCUCCAGCUGCUUGCUAUCGGAGUUGAUAUCACCACCUUUGAUUUUAUGGACAAACCGCCGAAGGAGGCUGUCGACGUAGCGGUGACCUGCUUGGAGAAGCUCGGCGCUGUUAAAGGUUCUCCGCCACAGCUGACUACACUCGGCAGAACUAUGUCCUUAUUCCCGUUGGAUCCACGAUUCACCAAGGUGAUACUUGCGUCGGUGGAGCAUCAGUGUCUCGAGGAAGCUCUCACUGUUGUCGCUUUACUGUCAGGAGAGUCCGUUUUCACGGAUCCACCAGCUAAAAGGCAGCAAGCUUACGCUGCUAGAUCAAGAUUCGCCUCACCCGAGGGAGACCACGUCACGUUGCUGAACGUUUUUCGCGCGUACACGAACAUGAAGCAGAAGAAGGUCUGGUGUCACGAGAACUUUCUGCAUCACAGGAAUCUGGAGUACGCCGCGGAGGUGCGACAGCAGCUCGCCGCAUUGGCGGAACGUGCGAAUUUAGAGAAGGCUAGCUGCGGUGCGAAUACCGAGCAACUCAGGAAAGCCCUACUCGAGGGUCUCUACGAUAAUCUCGCUGAAUUGCAGAGGGAUCAGGCUUACGUCACCGUGAGCUCGAAGCAGCCGGUCGCUAUACAUCCUUCGUCGACGUUACACAGCAGCAAGCCACCGUUAAUAUUGUUCACGGAGGUCGUAGCCACCGGAAGAUGUUAUCUUCGCGGUUUGUCUGUCAUCGAGUCCUCGUGGUUGACUGAAAAAGGACCGAAUAUCGGGAAACACGACUGA